Passer montanus (Eurasian tree sparrow) is the source of this 2114-nucleotide messenger RNA. RefSeq names its product TNF receptor superfamily member 18 (gene TNFRSF18). The transcript has 6 exons. Lineage: Eukaryota; Metazoa; Chordata; Aves; Passeriformes; Passeridae. The record is from RefSeq and is a predicted model, not a curated record. Gene Ontology annotation, cellular component: external side of plasma membrane; plasma membrane. Gene Ontology annotation, molecular function: tumor necrosis factor receptor activity; protein binding. The coding region runs from base 577 to 1197 and encodes 206 amino acids. Gene Ontology annotation, biological process: positive regulation of cell adhesion; negative regulation of apoptotic process.
CCCUGCCUGUUCUGCAGGAGACUGCCCCAGUGCCAGCCGGGCUGGGAGCUGGGCAGGAGAGGACUGGUGAAUUUCGAGUUUGAGUGCAAACCCUGCAGGAACGGCACCUACUCCAGCAGCAGGAACAGCUGGUGCCGCAACUGGACCGAGUACGGGGGCAAUAACCAAUAAUCACUGGUCAAUAACUCACCAUGUCUGCUAGGAACGGGACUUCCUGCUUUGAAAACAGAAAUAAUAAUGUUAAUAAUGAGGAUAAGAAUGGACUGAGCAGGGGUUUAUUGAUAUUCCCCUUAUCUGGGGGGGAAAAAAAUAGACUGGGUUUUUUUCUCCCCCACUUUGAAAUUAGGGAAUAAAAAUAAGAAUAAUAGAAUAAUAAUAGUAAUAAUAAUAUAAUAUAAAUUCAUAUUGAAAUAUCAAUGAAGAUGUUUGAUACUGCCAUUAGAAAAUCAAAUUGAAUCCAAGAUGGUGAUCAUGUGAUUAAUUGAUGAAUUUUUAAAUUAAGCAACACCUAGCAUUUCUCUUCUUAGUCUCAAGGCAGAGCUUAAGCCAAACUCCCAGUUUAAAGUCAGGCUUUAGAUGCUGGAAAAAAUAUCCCCAACAGGGAAAUCCAUGGAAAAACAACCGGGAAAGUUUGGGGAAGAGCCCGAAUCUGCCUGCACUGCCCCGGGAGGGGAGGGGAGGGAGGCGGAAAUGGGGAAUCUCCGGAGCCCAAUUCCCUUUGGGUGCUUUGUCCUCGGCAGCUGCGAGAGCAGCGGCUUCGUCACCCUGCGGGAGGGGAACAGCACCCACAACGCGGUGUGCAGCCUGCCGGCCAGAGCCCCGGAGCCAGCGCGGGUUGUGCCGGGGCUCCCGUCCAGCGCGGUCCUGGCCGUCCUGGCGGCCGUGGCGCUCUUCGUGCUGGUGCUGCUCUCGUUCCUGCUGCACUUCUGCAUCUGGAGCCUGCGCGGCCGCGGCCACGGGCACGGGCACGGGCACGGGCACAGCAAGCUGCGGCACGGCGGCGCGGAUUCCCUCCCCACCUUCCCGCGGCUGCUGCUCCAGGGGGAGGAAUCCUACAGCAUCCAGUUCCCGGAGGAGGAGCACGGCGACAAGAGCGAGGACAAGGACAGGGACAAGGAGAGGGUGAACAUCCCGAUGUCAGCCCCGGUUCCCUGCCAGCUCCAUCCCGUGGCCGGGCCUGCCGGGGGCCCCCUUUGACCAUCGUUACCAGACAGUGUUAGAGCUCGGCACCAUCCAGCACUGCCCGGGCCAGCAGCAAACCCGGAUUUGGAAUCGUCACUUUUACUCGAAAACUGGGAGAUCCUCCCUUAAAUCUCAAUAUUCUGAAAUCCAGGAAUAUUGGAAGAGCCCCCUUCAACUCCGUGCUCGUUCCUAUCGAUUCUAUUGGGAUUUUUUGGGAUUUUUAUGGGAUUUCCCUUUUCUCCCCACCUUUCCUGGCACCUGGCUGCGCUCAGCUUCCCCCCUCGUCUCCCUCCUCCCGGCAGCCCUGGAUCUGCCCUGACUGGUUGGACUGGUUGUAAAAUGAACGUUUGGAUUCAUGCGCUGCCCUCCCCUCCCCCAGUGCACACAAAACCUGAUCUGUCCAACAAAACCCUCUCGAAUCCACCUGGGGGGAGAAGGAGGAAGAGAAAAGAGGGCGGAAUCCCGCAGAAAGUGAAGCGGGGAGAGGGAAGACCCAUGGAAAAGUAGGAAAGGCCCUCCAAGAAGUCGUUCUCGCGCUCCCUAAAUCCCAUUUUUUUUCCCUCCCCGCUCUACCUGGAAACUUUGGAUCUUACCAGGACCAGCACAAAAUCCAGGGAAAACUUCAGUGCUGGGAGCUUCUCCCACAGCCAGGUCAGCCUUCAGGCGGGGAAGGAAUUUUGGGAGGAUGAGGAGCCAGGAGAGUUUUUCCUCUUCCGCGUCCUGGAAAAGGCGACCUUGGAUUUCGCGGGGAAAUCGGCGCCGGAGCAAACGGUGGCAAAACCACAGCCAGACCUGGAAAAACAACACCUCUACACCUCGUUAGGCUGCUGAAACUGAGCUUAAAAAAAUAAAUAAAAUCAAAUAAAACCCAGCUUAAAAGGGCAAAAAAAGCAGGCCGGGAAGGGCCGGGCCGAGCGCGGCGGCGCGGAGGA